Molecule: messenger RNA, 1396 nt
Organism: Pollicipes pollicipes
Lineage: Eukaryota; Metazoa; Arthropoda; Thecostraca; Pollicipedomorpha; Pollicipedidae
Product: extensin
Exons: 3
Coding region: 1-1077 (358 amino acids)
Source: RefSeq, a predicted model, not a curated record
AUGCCCCCGAGCCUGAAUAUCACGCCCCUGAACCUGACUAUCACGCUCCUGAACCUGAAUAUCACGCUCCUAAACCUGAUUACCACGCUCCUGAACCUGAAUAUCACGCUCCUGAACCGGAGUAUCACGCUCCGAAACCUGAGUAUCACGCUCCAGAACCAGAAUACCAUGCUCCGAAACCUGAGUAUCACGCCCCCAAGCCCGACUACAAGGCCCCGGAGCCAGCGUACCACGCACCCAAGCCCGACUACAAGGCCCCGGAGCCAGCAGUACCACGCACCCAAGCCCGACUACAAGGCCCCGGAGCCAGCGUACCACGCACCCAAGCCCGACUACAAGGCCCCGGAGCCAGCAUACCACGCCCCCAAGCCCGACUACAAGGCCCCGGAGCCAGCAUACCACGCACCCAAGCCCGACUACAAGGCCCCGGAGCCAGUGUACCACGCACCCAAGCCCGACUACAAGGCCCCGGAGCCAGCAUACCACGCCCCCAAGUCCGGCUACGCGGCGCCAGUGUAUGCGCCAAGUCGCAGCUACUUGGGCCCGGUGGCGCACAAGGCCAAGCACGCGCCCGCCCUGCCCAAGCACGUCACGUACGAAGGGCCAGACGACCAUAAGUACGUGCCUCCCACGUACGAGGCGACCAAGAAGCCGGCGUCCGGCUACGAGAUUGAGUACAUGCCGUACAAGUCGCCGGCGCCGAUGCCGUACGCCGACGGGGCGCUGCCACUCAAGGGCUCCUGGGGCUUCGCGCACGGCCUCAAGAGCCAGCUGGGCUACGUGUCGGACGCAGCGAGCACGGCAAGCUACGGCCAUGCGGGCGUGCACGGCCGCAGUCCGACCGUGCGGCCGGCGUACGCGCCCGGCCACUACCUGCCCGGCCUGCUGGCGACGCCGCACUUUAACGGAAGGCCCAGCUCUGCGCACAUUAGAGCGGCGUACGGCUAUCCGCCGCCGCCGCCGGGCGGCUACGGCCCGUGGUGGACGCGCCUGGGCCGGCUCAUCGGCACCGACCUGGUCGUCAGGAACUACCGGGCGCCGCCCAUCGCCAAACAGGCCGCGCCCGGUCACCGCUAGGUGGCAGGGCGGGCGCGGCGGCCAGCCGAGCCUCGAGGGAUUGACUGUGGUCGACGGGUGAUUGUGUCUUUCAAGCUAGCGAGCGGGGCGGUGUCAGCCAGUGAAGCAUUACCACGCCGUGUAAUAUUUAAAGCUCUUUGAAGCGGACGGUCGUAUGGUUUGCUUGUCAUUACAACAUACGGAUCUAAUAUGAGUGUUAACUUAAGCAAGUAUGACUUCUCUUUCGCGUGUAUGACGCUGAGUAUUUUGGCAAGCUAGUCUACGAAAUAUGUGCGGCUUAUUUUCCUAGAAAUGUUAUACAAUACACGAAUCUAACUGU